AAACCGGCUUCUCAUCCCUCAGGCAGUCCAAACUGUAUAAAAGCCUUCUCCACUCAGGGUUAUUCCAACCUCUUCUCUUCACUCCUUCUCAGCUAACUGGAUUGAACUCCAUCCCUACAAGAUGUCUUGCUACGACCUGGUCUCCAGCUCUGCCUGUGGCGUUGCUCGCCCUCAGCCCCUCGCUGACACCUGCAACGAACCAUGUGUCCGUCAGUGCCCUGAUACCACCACUGUGAUCCAGCCACCUCCAGUGGUCGUCACCUUCCCUGGCCCCAUCCUCAGCUCUUUCCCCCAGGAUUCAGUUGUGGGAUCCUCUGGAGCACCCUUUGUUGGGGGCUAUGGAGGCCUGGGAGGCUAUGGCUCACUUGGCUAUGGGGGUUACGGCUAUGGGGGCUAUGGCUCCCUGGGCUAUGGGGGUCUCUAUGGCUAUGGGGGCUAUGGCUCUCUGGGCUAUGGUGGUCUCUAUGGCUGUGGGAGCUCUCUGGGUUACAGGGGACUGUAUGGAAGAUCCUAUGGGUUUGGCUCUUGCAGCCCUUACUCCUACCGUUUCAGCAGGUACCGCCGUGGUAGCUGUGGCCCCUGCUAAAUCCUACUGAAAUAUCCCCUGAUCAAAGAAUGACUGGCAAAUAUAUGAUAUAGUUUCAAUCUUCAACUGAGUUCCUGAGUAAGGGGCAGAGCAUCAAGGACUUUCACUUCAAGCAGUGGAAUCAGAAUAGCUCCAUAAAUCACACUUCUUGUUUCCUUCUUUGUUUCAUCUCCUCCUCCUUGCUCCCGCCAGUGGCUAAAUGUGUCAACUCCACCAUCCUAGAGGAUGCCUGCUUCUCCCUGAAACUGCCACCUCCUGGGAGAAGUCUGAAGGAACACUUCUCUUGAAGUCUGGGUAGACAACAUGCCGGCUUCUGUCUUAUGUUAUCUUUCUCCACUGCAAUAAAACAAGUCUGCAUCCAA
Messenger RNA from Melopsittacus undulatus (budgerigar), 948 nucleotides. RefSeq names its product scale keratin-like. Bases 122 to 586 code for a protein of 154 amino acids. The record is from RefSeq and is a predicted model, not a curated record. NCBI's taxonomy places the organism in Eukaryota, Metazoa, Chordata, Aves, Psittaciformes, Psittaculidae. Gene Ontology annotation, molecular function: structural constituent of cytoskeleton. Gene Ontology annotation, cellular component: intermediate filament. The transcript has 2 exons.